AGUCUAACGACUUGCUGCUGUCUGCGCUCGGGACCUGCACACAUCAAAAAGGACAUAAACAUUUCUCCCCAUAGCAGUUUGUUUCUAUACCUACCGCCACUGCUCGCUACUACUUACCAGAAUGAAUGUGGGUGUGGCACACAGUGAGGUGAACCCAAACACUCGGGUCAUGAACAGUCGAGGGAUCUGGCUCACCUAUGCGCUUGGUGUUGGAAUACUUCACAUUGUGCUCUUGAGCAUACCCUUCUUCAGUGUGCCCGUGGUGUGGACUCUAACUAAUGUUAUACACAACUUUGGAAUGUAUGUGUUUAUGCAUGCGGUGAAAGGCACACCCUUUGAGACCCCCGACCAAGGAAAAGCCAGACUUCUCACACAUUGGGAACAGCUCGACUACGGCGUGCAGUUCACUUCGUCUAGAAAGUUCUUCACCAUCUCCCCGAUCAUUCUAUACUUCCUGGCAAGUUUCUACACAAAGUACGACACGGCGCACUUCGUCAUAAACACUGCCUCGCUUUUAAGCGUCCUGAUCCCCAAGCUACCACAGCUACACGGAGUAAGAAUCUUCGGCAUCAACAAGUAUUAAUUUAUUGCAAAAAAAAAAAAAUGCUGUGGCCCACAGCAGCAGGAGUCGAAAUGUCCGCGUAGUCCGUAGCGCAGACGUGUGUACUAAGUCGUACCGUUUGUGUAAAACGUCACUGUCGUCGUUUAGGUAUAUCAGGUUUAAGAUGAAAUGUUUAAAACAAACAAGCAGGAGUAGGUUUGUAGGUGACCGGAUGCCAUAUGCAUUACUAACUUAUGUGAAUAUUUAACGAUGUACUUUUGGCCUGCAUAGACCUGGGCUGGCCCAGGAAUCAGUGAGGCGUUUUGGUUGAGUUUGUUUCUUUGCCCUCAAUUCACAUGGCAACACAUCUUGUGAGUUUGAGUCCGUUUCUAGCCACAGAGACGUCCCGACAUGUAUUUUUCAAAGAUGUUUACUUCGUAAAGGGUAGGGGCCCGUGGCUCAUUGUUUAUUGGUACACUCUCAUUUUGUAAUGAGUGUCAAACUUAUUCAUGCCGAGUGAAGAAUAGAAUCAUACUCUUUAUUUGCACGAUUUCCUCGGUAUGUGAAUCUUUUCUCGUUUGUAUCUCGAACAGGGUAGGCCGUCUCGUUGUACAGUUUUUUUUUUUUUGUGAAUGUUAUGUCCUGUAUGUUAAAGAAAAAGUCCUGUGUGUAGAAGUGAGACAAAUUCUUGUUGUCUGGUUAAGUGUUUACUGAGGGAGGUAUACAGUAUCUCUGUGAUCAACUUACAUUAAUGUAGCUGCUCUAUUUUAGAUUGACUUUUUGCUACCAUCAAGGCAGCUGUGGUAUUUAUUAUAAAUACAUGUUGGCACAUAGUUAUGCGAAGCUGUACAUGUGGGGACUUAGGACCCAGGGGAAUGGGGGCGAAGCAGGGCAACCUGGGAAGGGGUCUGGACUGUGAUGUAAUGUACCGGAGCAGCUAUGGAAUAAAGAGUUAAGAGCAGUCUGUUCUCACGUUUAUUUCUAAACACGACAGCAGCUAGUCCUACUUUGUUUGGCUGUAGCGCUUUAUUUCUUCUUCUUAAUCUUAUUAAAAAGUUUGUGCCCUCUACAGCGUUUCAUUUCUUAUUGUUGUGUAUAAGCAUGUUUAUGGAAUAUCAGGAGAUUUUGUGUAAUUUCCACAUAAGGAAAGUCAAUUAAUUUGAGGAUUAUCAGGGAAUCUUACACAUGGUAGUCUUUUAAAGAUGAAUAUAGAGCAUUUACUACCCACCUUUGAUGUGAGCUGUUAUAAACUGUUGUCAGCUGUGGUGGAAACCAAUUCUGACCUUAGAAGCAACACUGGGCUUAUCAUCUGCAAAAUUAAUAAAUUGUAUAAAGCAUCGUUAAAAAAUAAACAAAGUUAAGUCAGUUGCCGAGGCAAACCAGCUCUCGAAUAUUGACACAUCAAACUUUACAACAGUUGUUUUUAACAUCCCCUGCAAGUUAAUGUGACAAAACAUCCAAGUUUUUUAUUUGAGCUGGUAACACAGUAAAUGUGAAAACCUCAAAGAUGAGCACAAAUAAAGUAGCAGCUAUGAAGAAAAGAGAAGCAUCCUGCAGCUAAAUACUGAAAAAACAAACAAAUGCUUCCUCACCUGGACCUAUUCACUAAGGCUCCUACGAAAGAAAACUGAAUUAUUAACAUUUGUAAUGUUAAUGUCGUAUUCAAAUUCAGGUUUGUGUCCGACCUGUUAAUCCUUCCAAUGAGCCUGUAAGUCACAGAAAGUUCAGUCAAACACCCAAACCUAAAAGAAAGUCAGCCCUACGGUGGGAACCUUAGUUUUCAUCUACACACAUGCUCUCAAUAGAAUGACCAAAUGAUUAAAAACUUUAAUUAAAAGAAAUGUUUAUGUAAAACAGAUGAGUCCUACAGUUCCACCUGUGAAUUCUACAGCUCAGACACGUUAAUUAUCAAUCUCUCUCUUGAUGUGGCUGCCCAGUCCAUUCAGACCCUCACACUGCUUGCCCAACACGCCUUUGUAAACCUCAAAGCGAUGGUUCAAAUCUUUCUGUGAGUGGAUUUUAUAUUUGGUCCCCACGGCCCCGUCGGCGGAGGAAGUCCCGUAGAAGACGCGACCUAUCCGCGAGUGCACCAGCGCCAUGGCGCACAUGACACAAGGCUCCCGGGUCACAUACAGGUCAUACCCGGUACAUAUGUACGGCUGGGAGCUCGUCUCUGCACCCGCGGCGCUUUGAGAGGUGUCCGGGGUUGGCGGAGUCAAUCGGCAAGCAGGGUACCUGUCAAAGGAAUAACAUCCGCCGUCCUGGCUCUGAGCCACGAGGUCGAUGCAGACCAUGACCGCAUGGUGGAGGGGGUGGUCCCCUCUGCAGUCGUGGCCCACAGCAACGAUUCU
This is a messenger RNA of Anarrhichthys ocellatus (wolf-eel), 2892 nucleotides long. It is a transcript of the gene ormdl1, whose product is annotated as ORMDL sphingolipid biosynthesis regulator 1. Gene Ontology annotation, cellular component: endoplasmic reticulum membrane. Bases 122 to 583 code for a protein of 153 amino acids. Lineage: Eukaryota; Metazoa; Chordata; Actinopteri; Perciformes; Anarhichadidae. The record is from RefSeq and is a predicted model, not a curated record. The transcript has 4 exons.